AUGAAUCAAGUAAAUAGUUUGAAUAAAUUAAUCAAAAACACAGAGAAAGAAAGUGUUAAAGAGAUUGGAGAGAGUAUUAAGGAGUAUUACCUUAAUUCAACGACACUUGAAAAUUUAAAAGAUGAGUUAAUAAAUAAAGAAAUAGAAGAGGAGCUUAUUAAAUGGUUAGCCGAAAAUGACAUUGAAUUAGCCAUUGAAAUUGGCAUAAGCCCUAUUCAAUUAAUAGGAAAAAAUAUUUCAAAGAAAAAUAUUAGUAAAUUAUUAUCACACAAUCCAUUAUAUAAAACUACAGAAGAAGGAAAUAAUGAGAAAGGUAAUUCUAAAUUAAAAGGAGAAUUAAAAGAAGUUUGUUUUGAUAAAGUAAUAGCACCAGUAUUUGAAAAUAAGUAUUAUUCUAUUUCUAUUCUUCUUCAAGCAUGGAAAAAAAGAUAUUUAUUAAAACAAUCAUUUCCAGAGAUACUUACUUGUUUUGAUAUGAAAGAAGUAUAUGAACAUGAAUCAUUAAGAAAUAAUAAAAUAUAUAAAGACUUAUUUUCUUGUGUUAAACAUCAUUCAUUUGAUGAAUCUAUCAUUAAACAAGUAGAAAUAAGUUUAACUACUUCUUAUGAAUUAGCUAGAUUUAGAGCUUUUGAUGGAUUUAUUACAGUGAUUGAAUUAAUGAAACAACACAAAGAAAUGAUUGGACGGUUUUGUUAUAUUUUUCAACGAUGUUUUUUAGAUUAUCAUUUUUUAAUGUUCUUUAUUGAUAAUAAUGGACUUUCAUUAUUAAAAGAUUCGAUUGAAUUUGAAGAAGUAAGAAAAAUUAUUUAUAUAAUAAAUUUAUUACCAAGUACCUGUUAUUAUCUUGAUAAAAGUGGAAUUAAUGAUUUAAUUUUAGAAUAUGCUUAUCAAAAUAAAGAUAAAUGGAGUUUAAAUUGUUGUAAAGAAAUUGCAUUACAUGGAGAAAGAAGAGAAAAAUUAUAUUUAUUUGGAAAUGAAUUGAUUCAAGAAAAGAAUAAAAAUGGUAUGGUAUUAAAUUUAUAA
This is a messenger RNA of Entamoeba nuttalli P19, 1023 nucleotides long. RefSeq lists its product as hypothetical. The record is from RefSeq and is a predicted model, not a curated record. Bases 1 to 1023 code for a protein of 340 amino acids. The transcript has 2 exons. NCBI's taxonomy places the organism in Eukaryota, Evosea, Mastigamoebida, Endamoebidae.